This is a messenger RNA of Cylindrotheca closterium, 414 nucleotides long. The record is from the annotation of a GenBank genome assembly. NCBI's taxonomy places the organism in Eukaryota, Bacillariophyta, Bacillariophyceae, Bacillariales, Bacillariaceae.
AUGGCGUUGCGAAAACUUGCAUCCCCCGUGCUACUGUUGAUUAUGUCACUAACAUGCCUGGCUUCCGCCUUUCAACCACAAAAGACUGUUCCAAUCAGGCAUACGCCAUCUCUUUCUCGCCAAGUUGAGAAACCAGUAAUACCAUCGCUUGUUGUUAUUAAUAACUUUCGACACACUCCAUCAAUUCUCCAGAAUCAAAGAAAUGGUAACGAUAAUGACUCGAAACAGACGGGAAGAUAUACAAAGGUGGAAGAUGGAUCUCCUUUGGGAGUUGCCAUUGUCAUUCUUGGUGGUUCCUUGGUGCUGUUUGGUGGCGACAAAUUUGACAAUAUUCCAGUCUGGGCAGUCUUUGUGGUGGCUUCGACCGCUGCAGGAGUAGCACGGCUGAUUCGGUAUCUUAAUGACGAUAAGUGA